Messenger RNA from Ilyonectria robusta, 1704 nucleotides. RefSeq lists its product as uncharacterized. The record is from RefSeq and is a predicted model, not a curated record. The coding region runs from base 1 to 1704 and encodes 567 amino acids. The transcript has 3 exons. Lineage: Eukaryota; Fungi; Ascomycota; Sordariomycetes; Hypocreales; Nectriaceae.
AUGGCUGACCAGGUGUUUCUGCAAUGGGGAAUCGGAUGGAAAUUCCCAGUCCUGAUCAUCUGCUUGUUCAUGACUGGCGUUGGUACUGCUCUAGGUCACCACUUCUACUACCAAAGCCUCGCAGACACCGAGGUACAAUCUCAAAACCAGCAAUCAUGGGCUAUUCGAAUUGGAACUGGUCUCGCAGUCCUAAACAAAACCGUGCUUGCCGCUAUUUUGGGCAUGAUUGCUACGCAACAAACAUGGGUGACCCUGCGACGCAGAUCCAUUUCUCUUCAUGGAAUCGACAGCAUGUUCAAGAUCAUGAGUGAUCCGAUUGCCAUGUUUGACUACAAUUUGUGGACCGGCGCAAAGACGCUCCUUUUACUGGCCAUCAUAUCUUGGUGCCUGCCCCUGGUUAAAGUGAUUACGCCAGCAACGCUGUCCAUCAGAUCGCUCAUGCGCUCUCAAAUUAUCCCCACCGCUGUUCCAACAGUUGACUUUUCCAACGGCACUGAAUGGGCCACGUUCGCCGGAGCUGGGCGCGUCACUGGCGCUAGCUUUGAGCUUGCUCGCCUUUUUGCGGCUAUAUUUUCCUCCGUGUCUUUUAUUCCAUUGACGGCACCUUUUGUCAACUCGACGUACGAUUUGAAUUUCUGGGGCCCAUCAUACAAGUGCCUCUCCCUUGAAGAAGUAGUAACUGAACAGAACACGCCGACAUGGGACACUGAAAACACGCUCAACAAUUAUACGUCCUUCCAAAAGGCUUGGGAUGAGUUGAUAGUGGCCCCAGGAAUAGGUGCCAGCGGCUACGACGGUUCUAUCUACACUGCUGUAGCUCCUUAUUUCAUGAACAACAUGAUAUUGAUCUGGUCAAGCGGAGUCAAUGAUGAGAGUCACAACUCUUCGCAAGGAACAAGCAUAGUUUGCCAACUUUACAAUACCUCGUACGAUAUAUCGGUACGCUUUCAUGAAGGUGUCCAGUCAAUUGCUCCUUCAUCUAUCCAGUACCUGCACCCACAUGCAUGGGACGGAAGCGAGGGUACAUGGUCGUACUUUUCCGAUUCUCUGGGUAUGGGGACGGCCUGGGUGACGCACAUUUUGUUUAGCUAUUUGCUCACUGCGAGAGUCAAGCUGGGCCGCGCUCUAGAAGACUUCCAAACUGGAGGAGAAGGAACAAUCCCUCUAUUACAGUCGGGGCUCAUCGACUGUCCGGAGUUUUGGAACACUACCCGAAUGACCCAACUCGCCCUCCCGAAUUCGGGCAAAUGUCGCAAUCAGUCGCUUGCUAGGGCCAUCGAAGAUUUGUCUCACAAUUUCACUUACAGCAUGAUGACCUUUUAUGACAGACGCCGAUUCACAACCACUGUUCCCGUUAACGUCUCGUCUCCCCGCAACUUCUAUUCAUAUGAUGUGGCAAACCUCAUGAUUGUAUAUGGGGCAAGUUUAGCCACUGUACUAUUUUGGACCGGAGUUGGAGCCGUGGCGCUGUGGAGCAAUGGUGUUACCAGCAGCUCGUCCUUCUCGACCAUGCUGCUCACUACAAGGAAUCCGGAUCUAGACAAGCUAGCGGAAGGGUAUUCUCUAGGCGCAGAUCCUCUUCCGAAGGAGAUUGGGGAACUUAGACUAAAGUUCGGUUGCCUUGACGGCGAGGAGUCAAAGCAUGCAGGAUUUGGAUUGGAUGGAACUGUGUGUCCUGUCACAAAGGGUGAAAUUUUACGAUGA